AUGGCGAAACCAGGAGAUCGUGAUCGAGCCUCCGCUGUGAAUGCUUUGAAUGCUCAGGACUCCGUACAUCUGGAGGAGCCACCUCGGAUAGAGGAGCUUUUCGUGGCUUCUGCCCUCUUUGAGACGGGCUGUGGCAUGGUAAUUCUUCUCAGUGUUCUCGCCAUCGCCUGGGAGAUCGAUGAUGUCUUCGUCCCGCAGUUCCGUCAGUUCCUGGAGAGUGGCGUCACCGGCUUCUUCCUGGCGGAGUGGAUAGUUCGCUUGAAGGCCAAUGGGUGGAGAAUGCUGCUGCAGCCUUUGGGCAUGUUUGACACCUUCCUGGUAUGGGUGCCAGGGGUCCUGGCAGUCUGGAUCCUGCAGCCGAGCAUUCAGGAUGGUUCCACUGACUUCCUAAAGGUGGUCAGGACCAUCCGGAUGCUACGCUUAUUGCGCAUUGUGCUCUUCUUCAAGCACUUCAAGGCCUUCCAAGACCUCUUCAAGCUCGUACGAGGUCUCCUCAGCAGUGGCAGCACGUUGCUCUCGGCCAUGGGUCUGAUCGCAGCCACUCUCUACACCUUUGCAAUAUUUGCGAUUGACCUCAUCGGAAACCAGGACCGAACAGGUGCUAGUGACGAUGUGAAAGAAGCUCAAAAUCUCUUCAAGGGCUUGUUCCAAACGAUGGUCACUCUCAUGCGGUUCAUGCAUGGAGACGACUGUCAAGGUAUCUUGGAUGUAUUGACGACGCGCCAGCCUUGGAUAUGGGUUUUCCUUUGGCUCUUCACAUCUUUGUCGUCUUACGUCCUGCUGAACUUGGUGACGGCCGUCAUUGUGCAGCAGGCUCUGGAGAUGAGUUCUGCCGAUGAAGCCGAUCUUGCGAAGCAGCUGCAAGCGCAGCGAGAGGAGGACAUGCGAGAGCUCGAGGGGAUGUUCAAGAUGCUGGACGAAGAUCAGAGCGGACAGGUGAGCUUGGAGGAGUUCAUGCAGGCCUUCAAGAUCAAGGAGGUUAAGACGAAGAUGACUUUGCUUGGGCUGAAGGAGGCGGAGAUGCUGGACUUGUUUCGUCUCCUGGAUACCGACGGCGAGGGGGAGCUCUCGCUGGAGGAGUUCAUGCAGGGAAUGA
This is a messenger RNA of Symbiodinium sp. CCMP2592, 1096 nucleotides long. The record is from the annotation of a GenBank genome assembly. NCBI's taxonomy places the organism in Eukaryota, Dinophyceae, Suessiales, Symbiodiniaceae.